UGCAAAUACCCGGACGCCGCACGGGGCUGACCUGCCGCCUCGCUCCAUUCACGGGGGCUGCCGCGGGGGCGGAGGUGGCAAGGGAGGGGGGCGCCCAUUGUUGCGCCGGUACUUAAGAGGUCUUGAGGCCGGUCGUGUGCCACACUCGGUACUCACACGAGCUGAUCUGAUCGCCGGCAAGAUCACUCGGGAGACCGACCGGGAGCGUGGCCCCUGCAGGCGAGGCGAGGAGGCGAGGCCAAGUUCCCAGUGCGCCCCUGCGCCCUUCCAAGCCUUCGCGCCCGAAGCGGGCACAGAGUAGCCCGGGGCCGUUCGGAUCGUAAGUGCGCCCCGGCGGCCCUGCCCUCGGCCCAGGCUCCUGUCCUCUAAGCGCCUCUUAUCUGUCCGUCGGUCCUGCACAAAGCAACGAUGCCAGCCCCUCUGGAGACAUGCCUCUCGGACCUUGACUGCACCGCCAGCAGCAGCAGCAGCGACCUGUCCGGCUUCCUCACCGACGAGGAAGACUGUGCCAGGCUCCAACCUCAAGCUUCCGCUUCGGGGCCGCCCGUGCCGGCCUGCAGGGGCGCUCCCGGGAUUCCCGGGGCUUCCGAUACUCCCCGGGCGCAGGACGACGAUCAGGAGCGGCGGCGGCGCAGGGGUCGCGCGCGGGUACGUUCCGAGGCGCUGCUGCACUCGCUGCGCAGGAGCCGGCGCGUCAAGGCCAACGACCGCGAGCGCAACCGCAUGCACAACUUGAACGCGGCGCUGGACGCGCUGCGCAGCGUGCUGCCUUCCUUCCCCGACGACACCAAGCUCACCAAGAUCGAGACGCUGCGCUUCGCCUACAACUACAUCUGGGCUCUGGCCGAGACCCUGCGCCUGGCGGACCAGGGGCUGCCCGGGGGCAGUGCCCGGGAGCGCCUCCUGCCGCCUCAGUGCGCCCCCUGCCUGCCCGGGCCCCCAAGCCCCGCCAGCGACGCCGAGUCCUGGGGCUCCGGUGCCACCGCCUCCCCUUGCGCCGCCGCCGCCUCGCCACUCUCUGAUCCCAGUAGCCCCGCCGCCUCCGAAGACUUCGCCUAUGGUCCCGGCGACUCUCUUUUCUCCUUCCCUGCCCUGCCCAAGGAUUUGCUCCACACGACGCCCUGUUUCAUCCCUUACCACUAGGCCCUACUGAGACACCGUUACCUUCCCCCUCCCCCAGGAAACAGGCAGUAGGCGAGACCCCAGCUGCGGCCUCCGGACCCCAGGCCAGGCGGAGGAGAGGAAGCGGGAGCUUUAAAGGGGAGGGGGAUACCUGAGCCGCCUGUUAGG
Messenger RNA from Equus quagga, 1290 nucleotides. It is a transcript of the gene NEUROG1, whose product is annotated as neurogenin 1. The transcript has a single exon. The record is from RefSeq and is a predicted model, not a curated record. Gene Ontology annotation, molecular function: protein dimerization activity. Lineage: Eukaryota; Metazoa; Chordata; Mammalia; Perissodactyla; Equidae. Bases 409 to 1143 code for a protein of 244 amino acids.